Rana temporaria (common frog) is the source of this 934-nucleotide messenger RNA. RefSeq names its product serine protease inhibitor A6-like. The transcript is spliced from 2 exons. Lineage: Eukaryota; Metazoa; Chordata; Amphibia; Anura; Ranidae. The record is from RefSeq and is a predicted model, not a curated record. The coding region runs from base 254 to 919 and encodes 221 amino acids. Gene Ontology annotation, biological process: negative regulation of endopeptidase activity. Gene Ontology annotation, molecular function: serine-type endopeptidase inhibitor activity.
GAACAGGGAGGAGUAAAGGAAUUAUAAAAUGUGAAUAUCAAGUGUUGCGCCAAAGUAAUUCAUUCUGGUGGGCGGAGUUUUUCGGAGAUCCCAGGAGGAAAUCUUUGGCACAUAUAAAUAAGGUUUGUUUCCGGAUCUGCAGACGGGAAGGAUCUCUCCGUGUAGAAGGUUCGUCAGGUUGGUACCGGUGAUGGGUGGUGAAGGUCUAAUUCUAAUGGGAAAAUUCUCAGGUGAGCAUCUAUACUGAGAAGACAUGAAGUUCCUCCUAGUUUCGCUUUUGCUCAUCCCGGUCAUAACUUCUUCAGAUGACCACAAACCUGAAGAGUCCCAUGAAGGUGCCGAAGGUGGAAAGAACGCCCAAGCCCUAAAUGAAACGGUAAAAGGAAAUACUGAAUUUGCCUUCGAUUUCUUCAAGCAUCUGACCUCCAUGUCCUCUCGGUGCAAGGAUUCUCCACCCAAAAAUAUUGUCUUGUCACCUUUCAGUAUUUCUUGUGCUCUUUCCAUGCUGUUGUUGGGCGCCCAAUCAAAGACCCACCAGGAAAUCUUGGAAGGUUUGAGCCUGAGCAACACAAACCUCCCAGAAAGUGAGAUCCACCAGGCUUAUUCCACUCUUCUCCAUCUGCUGAAUAAACCAAAAAGCAGCCUUCAGGUUGACAUCGGCAACGCCCUCUUUGUAGAGCAGACACUGACCUUGCUGAAGAGCUUUGAAGAUGAUUUGAAGAAUUUUUAUCAUGCUGAAAUUAGGAAGACCAAUUUCAAGGACCCACAAGAGGCUAAAAAAGAAGUGAAUGAAUAUGUGAAGAAUAAAACUGAAGGCAAAAUUGAGGAACUCAUCAAGGAAUUUCCUGCAGAUACUAGGUUGGCCCUGAUCAACUAUGUUCUGUUUAAGGGUAAGGACAGCGGCAUCGGGGGUCGAUAAUUACAUUUAAGUUUC